Molecule: messenger RNA, 300 nt
Organism: Cotesia congregata
Lineage: Eukaryota; Metazoa; Arthropoda; Insecta; Hymenoptera; Braconidae
Source: the annotation of a GenBank genome assembly
AUGUUUGGAAAAAUUAUACCAAUAUUUACUCAAGUAAUACCAUCAAUUGGUAUCAAAACAGUGAGACAAUUCAAUACAACUUAUACUGCAUUAAAAGGAGUAAGACAAGUACCUUGGAAAAUUGAUCAUACCAAAUGGCCAAUGACACCCAUCAGAAGAAAAAUGCGUGAUAAUUUUCCGUAUCCCAAUGAAGUAAAAAGAGUAAGGACCCAUGGAUACCAAACAAGGAUGUCGACACUUCAUGGACGAAAAAUAUUAAUGAGGCGUAUUUUAGCCGGUCGCUUUAUCCUUUCGCAUUAG